Messenger RNA from Perca flavescens (yellow perch), 6397 nucleotides. It is a transcript of the gene dicer1, whose product is annotated as dicer 1, ribonuclease type III. Lineage: Eukaryota; Metazoa; Chordata; Actinopteri; Perciformes; Percidae. The transcript has 30 exons. The record is from RefSeq and is a predicted model, not a curated record. Gene Ontology annotation, cellular component: cytoplasm; nucleus; RISC-loading complex. Gene Ontology annotation, biological process: pre-miRNA processing; apoptotic DNA fragmentation; siRNA processing. Bases 401 to 6073 code for a protein of 1890 amino acids. Gene Ontology annotation, molecular function: deoxyribonuclease I activity; ATP binding; RNA binding.
CGUUUUGUCGUAGCAGAGGCCCGGGUGAAAGGAAGUGGUCCCACCGUGAACGAGUAGCCACCAAAUCGGGACAGCAAGAGUGAAUGGCAGUGGGGAUAUCCAACGAACGAUUUCAAGUCUUUAUAGCCCGUUCUAUCAAUUGAAAAAUAUACAUCAGAACUGAGGACCCAGCCACAAUCCCUGACACUUCCCAUUUGUGUCGAGGUCUGUUUCCCACUAAAUGUGGGGGAGCAUCUGGAGUUGAUUAAGAGAUAUUGUAUCAUGAAGCCCAGAUUAAGUGUUGUCUGCCCAUCCAGAAAUUCUCAGUUAUUACCUUGAACUUCUGAAAAGAAGGACAAUGAAAUGAGAUAAAGUGGACGACUGGAGGAGCCCAGCCCCCUCACCUCCACCUCUUUGAAGCAUGGCAGGCCUACAGCUUGUCACCCCUGCCACUUCACCCAUGGGGCCUUUCUUUGGUCUGCCAUGGCAGCAGGAGGCUAUCCAUGAUAACAUCUACACACCUAGGAAAUAUCAGGUAGAACUUCUUGAAGCAGCUCUUGAACAUAAUACUAUCGUCUGCUUGAAUACUGGCUCAGGGAAGACCUUUAUUGCAGUACUUCUAACGAAAGAGCUCUCCCACCAAAUCCGUGGACAUUACCAAGAAAAUGCGAAGAGGACUGUUUUUCUGGUGAACACAGUUGUGUCUGUAGUUCAGCAAGCAGCUGCAGUCAGGACUCACUCGGACCUCCAAGUGGGAGAGUACACAGAUCUGGAGGAGACCUCAGCAUGGACAGACCAGCGGUGGAGUCGAGAGAUCAUCGAGAAUCAGGUGCUGGUCAUGACUUGCCACAUAUUCCUGCACAUUCUGAGGAAGAAAAUCUUACCGUUGUCUAAAAUCAACUUGGUGGUUUUUGACGAUUGUCACCUGGCCAUCACAGACCACCCCUACUGUGAGAUAAUGAAGCUGUUUGAGGGCUGCUCAUGCAGUCCUCGUAUCCUGGGUCUCACAGCCUCCAUUCUGAAUGGAAAGUGUGACCCGUCAGAACUGGAGCACAAGAUCCAGAAUCUGGAGAGCAUCCUGAAGAGCAAUGCUGAAACUGCCACUGACCUUGUGGUCCUGGACAGAUACGCCUCUCAGCCAAGAGAAGUGGUGCUGGACUGCGGCCCCUACGUGGACAAGAGUGGCCUCUCUUCCUCUCUGCAGGUAGAGCUGGAUGAAGCUCUCCACUUCCUCAAUGACUGCAACGUAUCUUUUGCCAGAGAGGACCGUGAUCCCACGUACAUCUCCAAACAGGUCCUGAGUGACUGCCGGGCCGUGCUGCAGGUCCUGGGACCCUGGUGUGCAGACAAGGCCGCAGGCAUCAUGGUGCGGGAGCUCCAGAAGUACAUCAAACACGAGCAGGAGGAGCUCAACCGCAAGUUUCUGCUCUUCACCGACACCAUCCUGCGCAAAGUGCACGCCCUGUGCGAGGAGCACUUCUCGCCCGCCGCGCUGGACCUCAAGUUCGUCACCCCGAAGGUCCUGCGUCUGCUCGAGAUCCUGCACGAGUACAAGCCCUUCGAGCGCCAGCAGUUUGAAAGUGUGGAGUGGUACAACAACCGCAACCAGGACAACUACGUGUCCUGGAGCGACUCUGAGGACGAGGACGAGGACGAGGAGGUGGAGGCCAAAGAGAGGCCCGAGGCCAACUUCCCCUCGCCAUUCACCAACAUCCUGUGCGGGAUCAUCUUUGUGGAGAGGCGUUACACAGCCGUCGUCCUCAAUCGUCUGAUCAAAGAGGCAGGGAAGCAGGACCCAGAGCUGGCUUACAUCAGCAGCAACUUCAUCACCGGCCACAGCAUCGGCAAGAACCAGCCGCGGAAUAAGCAGAUGGAGGUGGAGUUCAGGAAACAAGAAGAGGUUCUCCGCAAAUUCCGGGCUCAUGAAACCAACCUGCUGAUCGCCACCAGCAUCGUGGAGGAAGGCGUUGAUAUCCCAAAGUGUAACCUGGUGGUGCGGUUUGACCUGCCCACGGAGUACAGGUCCUACGUCCAGUCCAAAGGCAGGGCGCGAGCUCCCGUCUCCAACUACAUCAUGCUAGCUGACAGCGAGAGGACCAAAACCUUCGAAGAAGACCUCACUACCUACAAGGCCAUUGAGAAGAUCUUAAGGAACAAGUGCUCCAAGUCGGUGGAGGUGAGUGAGUUUGAAGUGGAGCAGGUCCUGGACGAUGACAACGUCCUCCCACCCUACGUGCUCCGAUCUGAGGAUGGAGGUCCCCGGGUCACCAUCAACACAGCUAUCGGACACAUUAACAGGUAUUGUGCCCGGCUGCCCAGUGACCCGUUCACCCACUUGGCACCCAAGUGUAAAACUGCAGAGAGACAGGAUGACCGCUUCCAGUCAACGCUCUACUUGCCCAUCAACUCCCCUCUGCGAGUUCCUAUUAAGGGUCCUACGAUGAACUGUGCCAGACUGGCAGAGAAAGCAGUUGCACUAGUAUGCUGUGAGAAACUCCACAAGAUAGGUGAGCUGGACGAUCAUCUGAUGCCGGUGGGAAAGGAGACGGUGAAGUACGAGGAGGAGCUGGACCUUCACGAUGAGGAGGAGACCAGCGUUCCAGGCCGGCCCGGCUCUACCAAACGGAGGCAGUGCUACCCUAAAGCCAUACCAGAGUGUCUGCGGGACAGUUACGCUGUACCGGAGCAGACGUACUACCUAUAUGUGGUUGGGAUGGUCCUCACCACCCCUCUCCCUGAUGAACUCAACUUCCGCAGGAGGAAGCUCUACCCACCGGAGGACACCACCAGGUGCUUCGGCAUCCUGACUGCCAAACCCAUACCUCGAAUCCCCCAUUUCCCGGUGUACACUCGCUCGGGCGAGGUGACCAUCUCCAUCGAGCUGCAGAAGUCGGGCUUUGCGCUCACCACCGCCCAGCUGGACCUCAUCACCCGCCUGCACCAGUACAUCUUCUCCCACAUCCUCCGCCUGGAGAAACCUGCACUGGAGUUCAAGCCCACGCUGGCCGACUCGGCUUACUGCGUUCUACCUCUGAAUGUUGUUGGGGACUCCAGCACGCUAGAUAUGGACUUUGGGUUCAUGGAGGACAUUGAGAAGUCUGAGGCCCGCACUGGCAUUCCUACCACUCAGUACACCAAGCAGAACCCCUUCAUCUUCAAGCUGGAGGACUACCAGGACGCUGUCAUCAUUCCAAGGUAUCGCAACUUUGACCAGCCUCAUCGCUUCUACGUCGCUGAUGUGUACACAGACCUGACCCCGCUUAGUAAGUUUCCUUCACCAGAGUACGAGACAUUUGCCGAGUACUACAAAACCAAGUACAACCUGGACCUGUCCAACCUGAACCAGCCGCUUCUGGACGUAGACCACACCUCCUCCAGACUCAACCUGUUAACCCCGCGGCACCUGAACCAGAAGGGCAAAGCCCUGCCGCUCAGCAGCGCGGAGAAGAGGAAGGCCAAGUGGGAGAGUCUGCAGAACAAGCAGAUCCUGGUUCCGGAGCUGUGUGCCAUCCACCCCAUCCCUGCUUCCCUGUGGAGGAAAGCAGUGUGUCUGCCCAGCAUCCUCUACCGCCUCCACUGCCUUCUGACUGCCGAGGAGCUCAGAGCCCAGACAGCCACUGAAGCUGGAGUGGGAGCCCAGACCCUUCCCCCUGACUUCAGGUAUCCAAACCUGGACUUUGGCUGGAAGAGAUCCAUCGAUAGCAAAACGUUCAUCUCCUGUCCCGACUCCUGCAGUGAGGAUGGCGAGGGCGACUGCGAGCAUCAAGAGACUCUCAGCCCUGAGCGGGGGCCCCUCGAGCCCGGAGAAGCCACAUGCACGGGGAACCUAACCAACGGCACUGCCGUCGUCACCGACUGUGACGACGACGGCCGCCAAGACGAGCACCUUCACCAACGUGACAAUUGCCAACGCUCCCAGCCCAGCUCCCCUGGGCUGCCGAGUCCCGAAUCAAUACAAACCACUACCUCAGUUCCUGCGCAGCCCUCUCACAGCUUGAAGAAGCCCAGCUCCAGUCCUCCACAGCCUAGCGAUGAAUGUACACCAGGGAGGCCCUCAGACCAUGCAAAUAAAGCUACCUCAGUCUGCAGCCGGGCAGCCACGACUCCCAAUGCUCCCACAGCACCUUCUCCUCCCGAUCUGGACGCUGUCCCCCAGCACAGAGCCCAGACGGGAGACUCCCCCAAAAGCCUGGGGCCCAACCCGGGCCUCAUCCUGCAGGCCUUGACCCUAUCCAACGCCAGCGACGGUUUCAACCUGGAGCGGCUGGAGAUGCUCGGAGACUCUUUCCUCAAGCAUGCCAUCACCACAUACCUGUUCUGUACCUACCCCGACGCUCACGAAGGACGACUUAGCUACAUGCGGAGCAAGAAGGUGAGCAACUGUAACCUGUACCGGCUGGGGAAGAAGAAAGGGCUCCCCAGCAGGAUGGUGGUGUCCAUCUUCGACCCCCCUGUUAACUGGCUGCCCCCUGGCUACGUGGUCAACCAGGACAAGAGCAGCACAGACAAACUGGAUUCAGAGGAGGCCAAAGAGGAGCUUCUGGCCAACGGGCAGUCUGGAAACGACUCCGAUGAGGACGACGAGGAGGAGGGUGAGGAGGCGGAUGAGGACAGUGAGCUGAUGCUGAAGGAAGAGCCAAAGGAUGAAGUCAACAUGGAGGACGAUCUGGAGUAUUACAAGGAGCACAUCAAGUUCAUAGACAACAUGUUGUUGGGAUCCGGCGCGUUUGGUAAGAAGAUCUCCCUGAGCGGCUUCCCUCCCUCUCUCGCCCCGGCCGCCGCUUCCUCCCCCGCCAUGGAGUCUCCAUACGAGUGGAAGCCCCCCAAGAAGUCCCCCCAUCCCACCGCCGCCCACUACCCCGCGGAGCCGGCACCCAGCGGGCCCUCCGCCGAGGAGUUUGACUACAGCUCGUGGGACGCCAUGUGCUACCUGGAUCCCAGCAAGGCCGGGGAGGAGGAUGACUUCGUGGUGGGCUUUUGGAAUCCGUCUGAGGAAAAUUGCGGCGCGGAGCUCGGCAAGCAGUCGAUCUCCUACGACCUGCACACGGAGCAGUGCAUCGCUGACAAGAGCAUUGCCGACUGCGUGGAGGCCCUGCUGGGCUGCUACUUGACCAGCUGUGGCGAGCGAGCGGCCCAGAUGUUUCUCUGCUCGCUGGGCCUCAAGGUGUUACCGUUGGAGAGAGGGGCCCUGACCGGAGCAGUGGUGCAGAGCUGUCGGAUCACCACCAUCGACCUGUGCUACGGCUGGCUGAAGAUCCCGCCGCGCUGCCUGCUGGACCAUCCAGACGCAGAGCGAACUCUCAACCACCUCAUCUCUGGCUUCGAGAACUUUGAAAAAAAGAUCAACUACACAUUUCAGAACAAGGCUUACCUUCUGCAAGCCUUCACCCACGCUUCCUACCAUUACAACACCAUCACAGAUUGUUACCAGCGGCUGGAGUUCCUCGGCGAUGCAAUUCUAGACUACCUCAUAACAAAGCACCUUUAUGAAGACCCGCGGCAGCACUCUCCCGGCGUGCUGACCGACCUGCGCUCGGCACUCGUCAACAACACCAUCUUUGCCUCUCUGGCCGUCAAGUACGACUACCACAAGUACUUCAAGGCCAUCUCGCCCGAGCUUUUCCACGUCAUCGACGACUUUGUGCAGUUUCAGCUGGAGAAGAACGAGAUGCAAGGCAUGGACUCCGAACUGCGGCGCUCUGAAGAAGACGAGGAGAAGGAGGAGGACAUCGAGGUCCCUAAGGCCAUGGGGGACAUCUUUGAGUCGCUAGCCGGAGCAAUUUACAUGGACAGCAGAAUGUCACUGGAGACGGUGUGGCAAGUGUAUUAUCCCAUGAUGAGGCCACUUAUAGAGAAAUUCUCUGCCAAUGUGCCACGCUCUCCUGUGAGGGAGCUGCUGGAGAUGGAACCAGAAACUGCCAAGUUCAGCCCUGCAGAGAGAACGUACGACGGGAAGGUCCGGGUGACGGUGGAGGUCGUCGGUAAGGGCAAGUUUAAAGGAGUCGGCCGCAGCUACCGGAUCGCCAAGUCGGCGGCGGCGCGGCGAGCGCUGCGCAGCCUCAAAGCCAAUCAACCUCAGGUCCAAAACAACUGAGCUCCUUCCUUCCAAGCUCUCAGCAUUAGCACCUAAAGCUACUGACGCUAAUGGAGGGAAAAGAAGAAGAAGAAGAGAAAAAAAAAAAAACGACAUCGGGCUUCACAGCAAAGCGCGGCGCUCGCCUGCGACGGCACAUCCAAGGCUGCCAGGGAACACGGUGUGGAGACGCAACAAGAGAAGCAGACUGAUCUCACAACAGAUUUCACAUCAGAUCUUUUUUUAUUUUAUUUUUUUUUGCGCAAACACAAUCUUUGCUUUCCCUCUCUGCUUUGUGUAAUCACAUGAGUUCUUUAUUAACGUUUAGCAAAGUAUAAAAAAAAG